Molecule: messenger RNA, 3938 nt
Organism: Hemibagrus wyckioides
Lineage: Eukaryota; Metazoa; Chordata; Actinopteri; Siluriformes; Bagridae
Product: 6-phosphofructo-2-kinase/fructose-2,6-bisphosphatase-like
Exons: 14
Coding region: 105-1475 (456 amino acids)
Biological process (GO): fructose 2,6-bisphosphate metabolic process; fructose metabolic process
Cellular component (GO): 6-phosphofructo-2-kinase/fructose-2,6-biphosphatase complex; cytosol
Molecular function (GO): ATP binding; 6-phosphofructo-2-kinase activity; fructose-2,6-bisphosphate 2-phosphatase activity
Source: RefSeq, a predicted model, not a curated record
GGACUUUGGCCUUACAGGACAGGCUCCUACACACACACACACUCACUAUCCUCUGCUGGAUAGAUAUCUGCAGUUCUUUUUGACAAAGACAGACACACACUGAAAUGGCUCACCUGCAGAGCGAGCUUACCCAGAAUCCCCUGGAGAAGAUCUGGGUACCGUGGAUGAACAGUAAACUGAGCCGAAGACGAGGCUCGUCCGUGCCGCAGUUCACAAACUCACCCACGAUGAUCGUGAUGGUCGGUCUGCCUGCCCGAGGAAAGACCUACAUCUCUAAAAAGCUAACACGCUACCUCAACUGGAUCGGCGUUCCUACCAAAGUGUUCAAUGUUGGACAGUACCGCAGGGAAGCCGUCCAGUCCUACAAAAGCUUUGAGUUUUUCCGUCCAGACAACGAGGAGGCCAUGAAGAUCCGCAAAGCUUGUGCACUUGCUGCUUUAAAUGAUGUAGCCAUCUACUUCAAUCAGGAGCAGGGCCAAGUGGCGGUGUUUGAUGCCACAAACACAACGCGUGAAAGGAGGGAGGUGAUUCUGUCCUUCGCCAAAGAGAACGGAUACAAGGUGUUUUUCGUGGAGUCUGUGUGUGAUGAUCCUGAGAUCAUCGCUGAAAACAUCAAGCAAGUGAAGCUCAGCAGCCCGGACUACAUCGGCUGUGAUAAAGAGGAAGCCGUGAAAGACUUUCUGAAGAGAAUUGAGUGCUAUAAGAUCACAUACGUCCCUCUGGAUGACGAUAAAGACAGACACCUGUCCUAUAUAAAGAUCUUUAAUGUAGGCAGCAGGUAUUUAGUGAAUCGUGUUCAGGAUCACAUCCAGAGCCGGAUCGUUUAUUACCUGAUGAAUAUUCACGUCACGCCACGCACCAUCUACCUGUGCAGGCACGGAGAGAGCGAGCUCAACCUGCUGGGCCGCAUCGGCGGGGAUUCCGGUCUCUCGUCACAUGGAAAUAAGUUUGCUGGGGCACUGGGGAAGUACAUCAGGAGUCAGUGUAUCCUGGACCUAAAAAUCUGGACGAGUCACAUGAGGAGGACGAUCCAGACUGCUGAGGGAAUCGGGGUGCCGUACGAACAGUGGAAAGCUCUCAAUGAGAUUGAUGCAGGUGUGUGUGAGGAGAUGACAUAUGAAGAGAUUCAGGACAACUUUCCUGAAGAGUUUGCACUGAGAGACCAGGACAAGUAUCGCUACCGUUACCCAAAGGGCGAGUCGUAUGAAGAUUUGGUUCACAGACUGGAGCCUGUGAUCAUGGAGCUGGAGCGUCAGGAGAACGUUCUGGUCAUCUGUCACCAGGCCGUCAUGCGCUGUCUGCUGGCGUAUUUCCUGGACAAAAGUGCAGACGAGCUGCCGUAUUUAAAAUGUCCUCUCCACACAGUACUGAAGCUCACGCCUGUGGCUUACGGCUGUAAAGUUGAGUCAGUUUUCCUAAACAUCGAGGCAGUGAACACACAUCGAGACAGACCUGUGGCAGGCAGUGGAAUGUAAAUAAAAGGGACUGAACCGUGUCUGUGGAUCGGAACCUAAGAGACGAGAACAAACAGGAACAUGGCGACCUUCUCACAGGAAGUCGGCAUGUUUUAGGGCGCCGUGUUGCACCGAUUCAGCAAAGCAUGUAUAUGUUCUCGUACUCUGUCUCAUUCAGCAAGUGUCUCCCUCCCACACACACACACACACACACACACACACACACACUUGCUCUCACAUACACUCAGCACUGAGGCCAACUGCCUGCCAGUAUUUUUAUAAUCUUCAUCCUCUCUGACCUGUUGCUCCUCUGCUGGCGCCAGCGGUCUCAGACACACACACACACACUCAGACACACUGACCUGCCCCUGGGGUAGUUAAUUGAGACCAGCUGUUGCAAGGUGCCUCCACCCCCCCUCACCCCACCCCUCCACACACACACACACACACACACACACACACACUGCUGCACUUGCCUUUUUGGCAGAUUGCUCACUUCGACACCCCUGAAGGUUUCUACCGGCUGUGUGUCAAUCCUCAUCGAUCCCCAUGAUUAACUGAUUAGUUUAAUUAUUUACCUCUCUCUCUCUUUAUCUCUCUCCUUCUUUGUUUUACUACAGAGACUCAUCAGGCGCAGCUCAUCUUUUUUUCUUGUCACUCUGUAUUUUAAUCCGCCUUUUUUUUUUUAUCUCUGUACUUCACUCUAUCUUUUAUCUCUAGCCUUAUCUUGUCUUUGUAUUGUAAUCUGCUCUGCUCUGUUACGUGCUAGCAUGCUUCGCUAAAAACAUCACUCUGCCUUUAAGCUAGGUGUAUUCAUAAAACAUGAACUUAUGUACUGUACAUAAACCUAACUAAAACAGAAAACAAGCUUCAUUAAUAUUGUACGUAGCUUAAGCACAGAUAUCCGAAAAGUCCUUAAAUGUAGCGAAAACAUACAGAGUCAAAAACAGGCCUGAAAUAUACUUAAAGCAUAUUUAUACAAAAUUAUUGAAACAUAUUGAAGCUAAAAUAUUUAAGACAUACAUUUAACUUGAAAAACUAAAAAAAAAAAACUAAAAAAAAAAAUAAAAAACUUGAAAUGAGUAUUUAAUCUGUAUUUUUUUUUUAUUAGGAAAAAAAAUAAAAACAUAAAAAUUAAAGUAAAAAUUCAAACAUAUCUGACUAAAAAUAUACUUAAAGAUAUUAAACACCCAAAAUUAGCUUAGUGUUUAAAAUAUAUUCAUAUCGAUAGAUUUUAUGAAGAAAAAACAUUAAAAGCUACUUAAAUGUAGAAUUAGAUAGAAUGUAAAUUGAUAAAACAUCUGAUCUAGAAUAGAAACAAUACAUUAAAACAAAUUUGGAUUUUAAAGUGUACUUAGUUAAAAAAAACCCAGAAUAAACAAGUAUUUAGUAUUUAGUUCACCUAUUCUUAUAAAAAAUUAUUAAAUAAUUAUCUAAAAAGUACUUAAAGUGAAUCUGAAACUUACUGAGCUAAAACUACGAACUGUACUUAUAUAUAUGUAUAUAUAUAUUAUUUUGUAUUUGAUUUUUUAUUUACAUUUUUUUCUCUCCUUUUUCUGUGUCCUCCCUCUUUGCUCCCUUCUUUCUCUUUCCCAAAAAUAUCCCCUCCACCCAUUACCCCAAUGCACUUUUGCAAACACAGACACAUUGUACAUGGGUCCUCUCUUCUCCUCAUUCGUUCUUGUAUUUGUUGUUUUGUUUGUCUACAAUGUACUGUGAAAUAAAUAUAAAAAAAUCUUCAAUACUUCAAUGCUUAAAACAUCAAACUAAUCAUAUCAGUAAAAACGUAACAACGUAAUAUGUAUUUAGAGCUUACUUUGCUAAAACGUGUUAAAAUAAAAUGCUGAAAUACUGAAAUAUAAUUUUUUUUUUUUUAAAGUAAAAAGUAUUUGCUGAUCAUACUUAGCUAAAGCAUUCUUGGCUGAAAGAUGUUAUGUGAUAGUUAAAUGUAGCUAAGACGUAGCUGUCUGAUAAACACGAUGUAAAUGUAGCAGAUAUAUAUAUAUAUAUAUAUACGUUUAAAUGCAAGAAGUAUUUAGCUAAAAUGUAUUCCAAAUGUACUUAGCUCAAACAUGUAGAACUAAUAUGUUGUUGUUGUUGUUGUUUAUUUCUCCUGGUUGUUUUUUUUUUUUCUCUGAUGCAGGUUAGCAUGCGCACAAGUUCAUGAGCGUCAUUGUUUUAGCUCAUGUGUGGCUAAUUAACGCGUCUUUGCUUAACGAGUCGAGUCUCUGGAGCUGGAGGUACAGGAAAUAAACCCUGACCUGAAGUGUGCUGGAUAACUGCUUCCAUUUUACUUUAGCGUAUAAAGCCUUGGGUGAUUUGUGAAUGUGUUUUAUUACUCACACACACACAUGCACACACACACACACACACACACAGAGUAUUGUUUUUUUCCACUAUUCCUUUGUGCUCGGCUUCAGAGUGGGAGAUGUGGAUAAAGGCAGAUACAAAUGUGCCUUUGUUUGUCACGCCUCUCUAUAUAAC